CGCUCCCCGCCCCCGCCCCCGCCUCCGCCGCGGCCCCCGCCUCCGCCUCCUUCUACUCAGGCGCCCCGGCUGCCGCCGCUCCUCCCCGGCCCAGGAGCGGUUGCGGAGCCGCCGCCGCCGCUGCCCAGACCGCGCAGCGCGGGAGACAGGAUUCGCACGAAAUAAAUCAGAAUGAGUUAUGCAGAAAAACCCGAUGAAAUCACGAAAGAUGAGUGGAUGGAAAAGCUCAAUAACUUACAUGUCCAGAGAGCAGACAUGAACCGCCUCAUCAUGAACUACCUGGUCACAGAGGGCUUUAAAGAAGCAGCGGAGAAGUUUCGAAUGGAAUCUGGGAUCGAACCUAGCGUGGAUCUGGAAACACUUGACGAACGAAUCAAGAUCCGGGAGAUGAUACUGAAAGGUCAGAUUCAGGAGGCCAUCGCCUUGAUCAACAGCCUCCACCCAGAGCUCUUGGACACAAACCGGUAUCUUUACUUCCAUUUGCAGCAACAGCAUUUGAUCGAGCUGAUCCGCCAGCGGGAGACGGAGGCAGCGCUGGAGUUUGCACAGACUCAGCUAGCAGAGCAGGGCGAGGAGAGCCGGGAGUGCCUCACGGAGAUGGAGCGCACCCUGGCUCUACUGGCCUUUGACAGUCCCGAGGAGUCGCCCUUUGGAGACCUCCUCCACACCAUGCAGAGGCAGAAGGUGGGGCCCGUGAGAGGGAAGCCUCCUUCCAUUGCUGACGUGCUCCAAGGGGGAAUUCGCAAAGACACCACAUGGGUGUGGAGUGAAGUGAACCAAGCUGUCCUCGACUAUGAAAAUCGCGAGUCAACACCCAAACUGGCAAAAUUACUGAAACUACUACUUUGGGCUCAGAAUGAGCUGGACCAGAAGAAAGUAAAAUAUCCCAAAAUGACAGACCUCAGCAAGGGUGUGAUCGAGGAGCCCAAGUAGCACCUGCACUUGUGUGGUGGACCCAACAGCAGCUCUGUGUCAUGGGGCUUGCCUGGGAUCAGCCUUCGACUGCGGCUUUCUUACUGCAGUACAGAACUCUUUUUCUCCCUUGUACUUUUUUUUGACCUGGCAUCUUUUUUUAUAGGGAAAAAUGGCCUUGUAGGCAGUGGAAACUUGCGAGGAAAGAUACGCCGUCCCUUUGGCAGCCUGAUGCAGACGCUGUAGCCCGGUACCCGCUGAGGAAUCUGGCAGUCUGCGGUCGGCUCUUUUGGCGUUCCUGGGGCCUCUGGCUGCUGAAGGAUUUGGUCUGCCCCGAGGGCUGUGCUGUUAGGCCGCGUCCCCCUCCAAAUACAGGAAAAGCACGAAUCGUGAUUCUGCUUUCUGUUAGCUUAGGCAGACAUUACAUCUUACUUCCCCCAAAUCUUGUCAGGCCUGCACCUACAAGUUCUUCCUUACUCCUGUGGUUUUUUGUUUUUUUCCCCAUAGGAAAGAAUAUAUAAAUUUGUAAAUCCUAAUUCAAAGACGGCUUGUGUGUGAGGGCAUUCAGUUUGGUUUUCCCUUUUGUCUGGGUUGUGUGGCUUUUGGGAGAUGUGUGUGAGGGGCUAUGUGUUUUUUAAUUUUUUAAAUAUAUAUUUUGGUGCUGUGCGUGGUGAGAGGCCGGUUCAUAGUGGAUCAGCGAACCAUCUCUUCUGGGCAGUUUUGUUGAAAAUAAAGGUUUCUCUUUGAUUUCAAGAAUGACCAAAAUGGCCUCUAAAAAGUGUUAAUCAUCUCAAACGACAUUUGUCUUUGGGGCUCUUCCCCCUGUGAUGGCGGCAGUGGCUUUUUUUGGUACCUGCAGCUGGAAACGCCUCUUGGCCCUGUGCUGAGUGAGCGGCCUCCCUUAGAGCGAGGCAGCCCUUGACCACAGGGGACACAGGGCCUCAGCUGCUGGUGCACAACUGUUGGCACAAGGAAGCGUGUUGAGCCUCAGUGAUCUGCCCCUCAGCAUCUCAGCAGCAUCUCAUCUUCCGCUGUUGGUGGCCCUGCGGGUGUCCUGCACUCCCUGCUCUGGGGGGCAGGAGGGAAGUGGUACAGGGCUGUGUGUCUUGCCUGCCAGUCGGGAUAGUUGAUGUCACUUGCCUGUGUAGCUCUUGGUGCGGACGUGUCUGGACUUAUCGCAGUGGGCCGCCGGUCACUGUUGACCCCACUGAGUGGUGCCAAGCGUUGGUUUUGUGGAUGUUCAUGGAACUGCUGACCCAUCCGAAGGCGUCCUUUGGCGGCAGUGGAGACUGCAGGUGCAUCUGAUGGGCGAAAUUCUGCCAGCACUUGAAUCUGGGAUCUCGCCUUAUUCUCAAGUAGCCAGGCAUCUUGACAAGCACAGUCUCUGGGUGCGGUGACCAGCUCGGCAGUACCGGAGCCGGUCAGGUGAUCUGCCUCCGAGGGGCCGUCCUCACCGUGCUCCUGGAUCCCUUGAGUGUUGAUAGCGAGGCGUCCACAGCACUGUUCUCGCCUCUGAAUGACGCUGCUUUCUCCGUUGGAGCCUGAUGAGGUUGCAUUUUCAAGCACUCUACUUCUCUCUCCAGUGGGUAGGAGCUUUUAGCAGUGUUUACUUUGACUUAGAUGGCUUAUGUAAUUAGUAAGAGAUGCAAAGAUAAAACUGCUGCAGUCCUUAUGGAAGCAUGGUAGCCUCCAGACUUAUCGCCUGGCUGACCCUGGAACCUUGUCAGGUGCGGUGCUAGGGAAGUGGUGCUUCCCUACCCCCUGGAAAUGCUGCCUUCCAACUCCCGCUCUCCCACACCUGACCCUUCCUUGGUAUUCUUUCCUCUGAGGUUUGAGGAUGAAGGUAAGUUGGGGGGAAAGAGAGUAACUGAUAAGUGAAAUAUAGCAGAAGCUAGAAGAAAACUGUUAGGUGAGAGAUAUGUCUGCUCAUUUUCUUUAACAGCACCAGAUAAUUCAGCAUCUUCCUAAUUACCUUUAUUAUUAGUGUAUAUAAGAUCAUUUAUCGUAUAAAAUAUAGUCAAUUUGACUUAUUCUUAAAACGAGGGGAGGUGAGAUGCAUAGCAGUGGGAAGUCUCUCCACAAACUGGGGGAACACGAGUGGGUCCUCACAUGCCUUGGCUGUCACACCAAGUGCUGCUGUUGAUUUCCAGUUCAGCCGGUGGGUGGCUGAUAAGCCAGUGCUAGCAUCCAGCGCGAGCAAGUGUUGGGGAGACACCGAAGUCUCCGAGGUUACGCGUUCCUUCCCGUUGUGUAGGGGCUACCCUUGCUUUUCUCACGGUCUGUUAGUGGACUGGAGGUCUACCAAGGAAGUGCUUUGCACACUUUCUCCCUGCUCCUUUUACAGUCUUUGUCUUUGCAGCAAGCAAAUGAAAUUAAGCCACUUUGGGAUAAUGAGCAUUCAGUAUAAUUCUACUUUGUCUCAUUUUGUAUAUCACUGUUGUGUUUAUAAGAAUGUAGUUUCAUUUUACAGAGUAGUUUAUUCUUUUUACACUUCUGGUGGAGAGUGCCUUGAAAUAAAAUGUGAGAAUAUUCUGAUUCUCUGAUGCGUAAAGUUGGGUGUGAGAAUAUUCUGGUUCCUGAUGCAUGAAGUUGGAUGGGGAAUACCCCUAGUCCGGAAUCUUUGUGAAGCAUAGGGUUAUUGCAAGGCAAAUGGAACCAACACAUCUUGCCAUUUUAAUCAGGGUCUCCAGUUUCUAGAAAAGGCUGACAUUGGUUGGGACCAAAGUCUCCGUGGCUAAUGACUGAAGACGGGUGCUCAUGUGUGUCUGGAGUCCCCGGAAGCCUCGGGAGGCGGAGCUGUCAAGACCCAGUCUGAAGGAACGUUCAGGACAGUUUUUGUAAGGCAGUGUGAUGUCUUCAUAUUCUUAUUUCCAUUUCUGUACGUCGUCAGCUUUGAAGAGUGGAGGAGCUGGGGGUUCCAGAAAGAAUGUUAGACGUGUGUUGAAGACAGUGAUGUCUUCGGAGCGUGGAACUCUAUCCCCUUCUGGGCUGUCACUGCUAAGUCUCAGCAUGAACAGACCUGGCGGAAAGCAUGGUGGCCAAGUGGUCUGUGUGCUUCCCUGCCGGCGGAGAGCAGCGCGUUCUUCACAAUAGGGCCUCAAGGGUGUGGGUGCACAGCAGACCCACAGCCGGCCCCGCUGCCUGCUGCCGUCUGUCUUCAGUAACGGCUGGUCCAUUGACUGUUCUGUUCUAAUACUAUGCAUGUUAUUUUUUACAACAGGUACGUUUUUGUUUCAGAAAUAUGUAUUGCUUUUUUCAUACUUUUUGCAAAUUGUAUUGUCAGCAUUAGGUCAGUUGAAGUCCUGUAUGAACCAUGACCUGCUGUGGGACCUUUAUACAUGUUUGACUCCGUGAUCUUGAUUCCAGCGUGGCAUAUGUGCCCCCCGGUAUCUUUUGAAAAGUGCAGAAGAGGUUGCUUCUACUGCCUGUUCUUAAUAUAACAGUAAAAGUUUUCACAUUUUUCUCAGAA
Callithrix jacchus (white-tufted-ear marmoset) is the source of this 4381-nucleotide messenger RNA. It is a transcript of the gene GID8, whose product is annotated as GID complex subunit 8 homolog. Gene Ontology annotation, molecular function: protein binding. The record is from RefSeq and is a predicted model, not a curated record. NCBI's taxonomy places the organism in Eukaryota, Metazoa, Chordata, Mammalia, Primates, Cebidae.